This is a messenger RNA of Perkinsus marinus ATCC 50983, 164 nucleotides long. RefSeq lists its product as hypothetical. The transcript has a single exon. Lineage: Eukaryota; Perkinsozoa; Perkinsida; Perkinsidae. The record is from RefSeq and is a predicted model, not a curated record. The annotation marks the transcript as partial.
GUUGGACGAGCGGUGAAGUUGUUCGAAUCGGAAGGGUGCACACUCCCCUUUGUUGCUCGAUACCGGCGAGGUUAUGUCGGCCUUCCUGAGGAGACCAUCGUUAAAGUUCACAAGCAGCUCGAGAGAGAGCGGGUUGUUGAGGAGAAGAGGCUCAAAUGCGUCAA